AUGGAGCAGAUUCCCGCCGUCGCCAGCACGUCCGCCGAGGCGAUGUAUCGCGAUGUCGUGCAUCGCCGCUGGGCACGCGCCUUUCUCUUCCACCUGCUCUCCAUCGGCCCCUUCCUCUUCCUCUGGGCCGCGCCGCUCGUCGUCCGCGCGGGCCUCCUCCCAUCGCUCCUCUCCUUCUUCUCGCUGCGCCUUUACCUCGCUUUCGCGAUUUUUGAUCUUUCGCAACUUCUUUUCGUUCUAGCUCACCACGCCAUCGUCGUCGCAGACGCCCCUCCCCUCCCCUCCACUGCCUCCCUCCUCUCUUCCGCCGCGAAUCUCGCCGGAUUUGCCGGCAUAUCAGAUCCACGCCCGUUCGUGCACCAAGACCAACAGAUUCGCGCAUCGCACGACGGGUUUCGCGGGCCCGCCAGCCAAUGGGAGGCGGAAGCGGCUCGGGCGACGCUAGCUGGCCGCGCCAAGUUCGCUUCUCUUUGCGCCGCGGCGGGCGCCGCAGGUGCGAUCGCGCUCUCGCUCUUCCGCGCGCAGCUUCUGCGCAGCACGGCGGAGACCGAAUCCAACGACGAGUGGCCGCCAGACGGUUGGGCCGUGGCGGGCGAGGCGGGAUUCGGCGGCGCGGUGGGGGUGCUGUUCGCGGCGUACCACGUGGUGCGGCGCGACUACCUCCUCGCGUUCCCCGUGCUGCAGCGCGCCCCGUUCUACCGAUUCAAGACGACCCUCCCGCGCUGCGCCACGUCAGCAGCCACAUUCGGGUGCAUCACCGCGCUCCUCUACUCCCUCCUGCUCCGCCCGCUCCUGCUGCCGCUCCUCGCCACCGCCACCACCACCGCCACCGGCAUCCCGCUCACCUUCCUCGCCGCCCCGCCUCUCUCCAUCCGCGCACUGCUGCUCUCUCUGCUGGCUCGCCUGCACGGCGUGGCGUUCCUGGCCUUCUCCUGGGAGGCCGCUGCGGCCGCCACGAACAUCUUCCUCACCCACCGCCACCUCUUCCUCCCCGCGCCCUCCUCCCCCUCCUCCCCCCUCGCCCCCCUCCUCCUCGCCCUCUCCCCCUCCCCUGGCCCCGCAACUCCUCCAUCCCCUGUCCCCCUGCCCCUCCUCGCCCUGCCCCGCCUCGUGCUCCACUGGGCGCUGCUCGACCUCUCGCUGCUCGCCGAAUCAGAGGCUGACACGUGGCGCCGCGCGGUGCUGUUUGAGUCGCAGGAGGCGUACAGCGCAGUGGUGGCGGCGUGCAUCCGCCCCAUCGAUGCCAUGACGGCCCGAGUCGCUGCUGCUGCUGGUUAUCCCACCGUUACUACUGCACUGCAGCAGCAGCAGCAGCAGCAUUAUUCCUUACAGUCACCCACGGCUGCAUUCACAGCAGCCGGGUUUGCCUCUGCUGAAGGGAUGAGAUGGCGGCAGGGGAAGGGCGGAGGGGAGGGGGUGGAGGGGCAGGCGCUGCAAGGGGGAGGGGUCUUGGGAAGCGGCGCAUAUGGGAGUGGAAUGGGCGUGGGGGGCGUGGAGGGGAGGAGGAGAGCGCCCAGCGCAGCUGAGGUGUUCUUUGACUGGCAGGUGAGCGGGCGGCAGGUGAGCGGGCGGCAGGUGAGCGGGCGGCAGGUGAGCGGGCGGCAGGUGAGCGGGCGGCAGGUGAGCGGGCGGCAGGUGAGCGGGCGGCAGGUGAGCGGGCGGCAGGUGAGCGGGCAGCCGGUGAGAGGGCGGCAGCUGUGUGUCAUGAGCAUGCGCGCGCUGGCAGCGCUGACAGCAGCGUCGCGGGGGGAGGACCGCAUGGGCGUGGCGCAGAUGGCGGGCGCCAACGCCGCGGCGCUCUCCGCGCUGCUCUCUGCACUGCUCGCCCUUGACUCGCUCCUCCUCUCCCCCUCCCACCGCCACCCUGCCGCCCCCGCCACCUUCUCUGGCUUUGGGGAAGCUUCCUCGCAAGCGACUCCUCCAGGUGCCUCUCAACCUGCCUUCUCCCACCAGACCUCGGUUCUAGCUUCAGGAAGCGAGGGAUUAUUUGGCACACCGACCCUCGGUCUUAGGGGCCUCACCCCCAUGCUCCACCUCCUUCGCCCCUCCCCCCACCUCCUUCCUUCCACCCCUAGCUUCAGACUCAACCUCACCUUCUCCCUUCACUUCCCCCGUGGCUUCUCCCUUCCCCUCGCCCUCCUCUACCCCCUGGGGCCCCUUCCAGCCGCUCUCCUGCAGCCACUGGCGCCACGUCUUGAGGUGCGGGUUGCAGCGCCGCGCAUUGCUGAUGUCAUGACAGCCGAAGUACGUGUGCUGGGAGAACCAGCGGAACAUCUGCUCAGGAGGCACAGGAAGGCGGACGGACAAGUGAGAGGGAGCGUGGCAUGGCAGCACCCCAGGGGCGCACAAAGGAAACACUCCAACCGUUCCUUCUUCGCCACCCCAGCCUGUCCCCUGAAGCCACACAAUGCAGAGUGCGUGCGUCCCUCACCAUUCACCCCUCACCUCCCUCCCCCCUCACCUCCCUCCCCCCUCACCUCCCUCCCCCCUCACCUCCCUCCCCCCUCACCUCCCUCCCCCCUCACCUCCCUCCCCCCUCACCUCCCUCCCCCCUCACCUCCCUCCCCCCCUCACCUCCCUCACCCCUCCCCCUCACCUCCCUCCCCCCUCACCUCCCUCCCCCCUCACCUCCCUCCCCCCUCACCUCCCUCCCCCCUCACCUCCCUCCCCCUCACCUCCCUCCCCCCUCACCUCCCUCCCCCCUCACCUCCCUCCCCCCUCACCUCCCUCCCCCCUCACCUCCCUCCCCCCUCACCUCCCUCCCCCCUCACCUCCCUCCCCCCUCACCUCCCUCACCCCUCACCUCCCUCCCCCUCACCUCCCUCCCCCCUCACCUCCCUCCCCCCUCACCUCCCUCCCCCCUCACCUCCCUCCCCCCUCACCUCCCUCCCCCCUCACCUCCCUCCCCCCUCACCUCCCUCCCCCCUCACCUCCCUCCCCCCUCACCUCCCUCCCCCCUCACCUCCCUCCCCCCUCACCUCCCUCCCCCCUCACCUGCGUCCACUCGUCAGAGGCCGCCUUCUCAGUGGUGUGCAGGCGGGCGGGGCGGCCCGUGACGCGGUGGAAGUCGGAGACGUACUGGUGCAGGGGGGCGUGGUAGCCCGCUAG
This is a messenger RNA of Closterium sp. NIES-65, 3108 nucleotides long. NCBI's taxonomy places the organism in Eukaryota, Viridiplantae, Streptophyta, Zygnematophyceae, Desmidiales, Closteriaceae. The record is from the annotation of a GenBank genome assembly.